GCCAACCUCUACGGUUGUCUGACCAUAAGACAUCCCGAGGGCGCUGUGGCCAAGCGGCUGGCUUCAUAUUGUUCACUCGCUGCUAAAGGCGGCAGAGGCCCAGUGGGACCUUGGCCUGAACUGAAACAACUCUAUGGAUCUUAGUGCAGACUCAGGGACACUCCCCACCCACCACACUGUAGGAGAACCUGCGAUGGAGCAGGAGCUGUCUCUGUCCAGCACUCGCUGUCAGACAGAAAGUGGAGGCACUAUCUUACUACAGUUGUUGGAAUUUAAAACUCAUCUACUUGAAGCUGUGGAGGAGCUCCAUAUUCGAAGGGAUGCAGAGACACGCUUUGAGGAUCAGAUCAGUAAACUGGUGUUGGAGAAACAGGAGCUGGAGUGGGAGAAGGGAACACUACAACAUCAAACUGAAACAGUGGCAAACCAACACACAGAGUCACUCAUCAAUGUUAAGAAGCAGUUUCAGGCCAAAAUAAGAAACAUUGAGGAGGAGAAGGGGAAAUACCAGGUCAGUGCUGAGUUAAAAGAGAAGGAGAUUAAAAACCUGAAAGAAGAGCUGAAGUCGCUACAGCUGCUGAAGUACAACUUGGAGAAGAAGUCAAACGAGCUGGAACAGAAACUAGCGUUGCAGAGCAGGUCAAAGGACAGCCACUUGAACCAGCUGGGGGAGGUUGAGAAACGUUUCAGUGCUCUGUCAAGGCAGUGUGCCAUGGUCAAGCAGGCCCACGAGAAACUAGAGCAGAAUGUUGAUGAGGCCAUGAAAAUAAAUAAGAAACUGAUCUCUGCCAAUGAAAAACAAGAAGAAACUAUCGUUUCACUGAAGAAGGAGCUGGAGGAAGUCAGUAUCAAGCUGAUCAAGGCCAAAAUGUCAUCAGUUAGACAUGAUAAGACCCACAGUCCUACAGGCAGAGAGCAGCGUAUACAGCAGCUGCACUUGAAACUGAACCUGGAAACUGAAAUGAGCAAGAAACUCGGGGAGGAAAAUGUAGCUUUAAGAGCAGAAAAGCUGGAGGUGAUGAGGUCUCUGCAGCAUACCCAGCAAUUGCUGUUGAGUCAGACACAGACAGUAAGCAGAGUAGAGCUGGAGCUGCAGACACAAAGAGAGCAGUACCAGGCCCUUAAGCAGGAACAUGAGGUGAUGCGAAAGAAAAGUAGGGCAGCGGAAGACAAGGUGGCCCUACUGAUGGAGAGCUACGCUGCUUUCAAGACCAACUGGGACAAAGAGAAGGCAAUGCUUCAAGAUUGCAUCAAGAGUGAGCAGCUGGAUGUUCAAGCUGUGAAAGAGGCCUAUGAUGAACUUCAUCAGAAACACACUGAACUGUCCUCACAGGCCAAAGUGCAGGAUCAGCAUAUAUAUGAUUUGGAGAUUAGAGACAGCAGUCAGAGCCACAGUGUGUCUACCCAGCUCUUCCCCGCUUUAAUGGAGGAAAUAGGAGCAGAGGAAACUCUUAAUGAACCCAUCUCCAGCUCUGAGUCACCUAGCAUUGGCGGUCUGAAGUACUUGGCCUUCACUCAGACCAAAAACCCAGACUGUCUGGAGGAGACAGGAGCUGUGACUAGGCUAAUUACUACUGGAGAAACUGGAGGACAAGACACGCCAAACCACCAUCAACAAUCUCAGUUCCAACAGCCCCUAAACCCCUCAAAAACAUUUACCUACCCACUUACCAACAAUAACCAUUUCAUACUCCGUAAUGUCUCUGACGGCAGUGACAGCAACAUAUUAAAUAAAUACAUAAAUAACUCUAACACUAGUGAGAGUGAUCCUGGUGUAGUUUCAGAUUUAAUCCAGACUGCUUCCUCUGUGUCUGAUGAUGAUCUGCUGAUGAGCAAAGGUAGCUGUGUGAGCCACACAUCAACAUCAACGGAGAAGGAACAGGGAUGGAAAGAUGAUGUGAAACGAGGAAAAAACAACCAAGAAGAGGAGGAAAGAAAUGAGGAGCAGCAGUGGAAUAGAGAAGAAGUCGAAGGAGAAGAUGUGAUGGAGGGAGGAAGUGCUGGAGAAAAGAGAGGAACACUCAUGACCCAAACAACAGAUAGAGCAGACAGACGAGAGGAUAGCCAGCGGUCAACAGAGGACGUACGGGACACCAAACAGCCUGAAACAGAAACAAAAGAUAGAGCAGAGGGAGAAGGGACAGUUGGAAUGGAGGAAAGAGGAAAGACAGGACCAGAAACUCAGAUACCGACCCAGACGACGACUGAUACGACUACUGGGAAGUGCGACACACAGCAGGUCAUUGACUUCAUGGACACUGAGCCACCUCUGGCUGCCUGUGAGCCUUCAGACUGCUCACACAAAGUCAGUGAGAAGGAUGCUGACUCCAGCCAUGUAGAUGAAGGAUCUGAGAUUCGAAGAGAAGUACAUACCUUUUGUUCUGAUGAGCACCAAAGUGUCAGUCAUGGGCCAAACUCUAUCAUUCAAGAGAAGCAACGCCUCUGCCACCAUGAGGUCCAAACCUGUGCUCAAGACACUGAGUUACCUACUCACUCACUUCAUCAAGUUUUUGAGAAAAUCACAGAAGAGAAGCCAGCCGACAAAUCAGCAGCCAGCAUCCCCACUGAAGUCUCUGAACCUCAUUCAAAUAUUUGCUGCUCACAGACAAAUAUUGCUGCUCAGUCUGAUAAUGAUGUCAGUAUCCAAGAGUUAGAGACACCAGAGACACAACCGAGUAAUCCUUCUGGCAUUAUCAGCAACAUGAAGCAAGCAGAUGAAACGGGUGAUACAUAUGUGAGUGAAGAGUUAAUGAGACCAACAAGUCAGGAGAUCUCAGAGCAGGAGCGUGGAGAGCCGAGGACUCCAACUGAUAAUGAGGACGGUGACUGUAGUGCAUAUAAAAAGAUGGAACGUCAGUCAAAUGUAGACACAUGUGAAAACAAUGCCUGGCAGGAACCUGUGGAAAAUGCCUGUGCUGAUAUCACAAUAGACAAUGUGAAAAAUGACCAAAUAAACGGCGCAGGAGAUACAGAGACGACUAAAAGUAAAUCUGAUUUGACGCUGUCUGUUCACCCGAGUCAUGAGAAUGAUGCAUCGCCAGAGAUCGCCAGUGUAAAAUGCUCUGGGCAGUCUCCAGCAAAAGAAAUGCUGCUGGAUUACAUUAAUGAGUCAUCUCUCCCCAGCAAUAAGAUGUACAGGUCAUCGUUUGACUGGGUCAGUGCCCGCAGAAAAACAGAAAGCUCAACCACCAAGUCCGAUGUCUCCGGCCUGCAUCAGUUUGUUCAGGGACCUCCACUGUCUGAUUCUGGUGGACUCCUCACACAUCCUCCCAGCACGGUACCCAUGUUCCUCAAUAGCAAGCACAGCAAAGUCCCCUUGGUGAUUACCAAGGCGUCGGAUCUGUUGAAUGCCUCCAGUGUCUCUGGGACUGCAGCUUCCUUGAGGAGACACCAGCACGGAGAGUGGAAGGCAAUGGGAGAGACAGCAACGGCAGACAAGGUGUCCAUCAGUUCUUUUCCAUUCUCCACAUUGUCCCUCCCAGUCAGCAGCCUGCCAUGGCAGACCACCCCAGGGUGUAGCAGAGCUCCUACCUCAGCUACAGGUCUGAGUUCAGAGUCAGACAGGGAACCCUCAUGCUCCCAGGAGAGGGAGGACCAACAGUCAUCCUUCAGAGCCCAGAUCUCCAAAAUUGAACAGUUCCUCAACACAGAGAGGCUCCGUCUUCCCAAAAGACGAAGAACUGAAAACUAAACCACCAAAACAUAUUUUCUAAUGAGGGGUGUUACUGUAUCUGUUGUUCCAUUACAAAAGCCUUCUUCUGGUACUACUACAGUAGUGCAGGUUUAAAUGUUUGACCCCUUUCAACUUAUAGAUUCCUUUCUUAUUACAUUUAAGUGGGUUUUUUUUGCAAAGUUGUAAGAGCCUAAACAGUGAAGAAGUGUGCAAGGGUUUUUUGCUUAUAUCAUUGCCUGUUCACAUUACAUUUCUACAUCUUGUUCGACUGGCACACCACUUAUUUGUUGUUGUUGGAUUGUCAUUGUGUAUCUGUGGGUUGAUUAUUCCACUAGAAGUUUAUAUAUUUAUGUCAUUAUACUGUAGUUUAAAUACUUUAUUUUACAUUCAGUUAUGUAAGCAGUGUUGAAAUGCAUCAUCAAAAAUAAUACAUUUGAAUUUACUUGACAUUUAAUAGCUUUAUGAAGUGGUCUGUUGUACCAGUUGUUUCCUAAUAAACUAAAUAAAAGACGUUA
Messenger RNA from Dicentrarchus labrax (European seabass), 4188 nucleotides. Its product is annotated as coiled-coil domain-containing protein 73-like. Bases 134 to 3691 code for a protein of 1185 amino acids. The record is from RefSeq and is a predicted model, not a curated record. The transcript is spliced from 21 exons. NCBI's taxonomy places the organism in Eukaryota, Metazoa, Chordata, Actinopteri, Moronidae.